AUGGGAACACCCGACGAGUGGCUGGCUACAAUAAAAAAAUGUCAGUAUUUACCGGAACCUGAUAUUAAAAAGCUAUGUGAGAUGGUUAAAGAAUUGCUUUUAGAAGAGUCAAAUAUACAGCCCGUGAAUACACCAGUGACAGUAUGCGGCGAUAUACAUGGGCAGUUUUAUGAUUUGUUGGAGUUGUUUCGUGUCGGUGGUGAAAUUCCUGAUACGCAUUAUAUAUUUAUGGGUGAUUUCGUAGAUCGCGGGUAUUAUAGUCUAGAAACGUUUACCCUGCUGAUGGCGUUGAAAGCAAGAUAUCCCGAUAAAAUAACAUUAUUACGAGGCAAUCACGAAAGUCGGCAGAUCACGCAGGUGUAUGGAUUUUAUGAUGAAUGUCAAAAUAAAUAUGGAAACGCUAAUGUAUGGAAAUAUUGUUGUCAAGUGUUUGAUUAUUUAACGUUGGCUGCUAUUGUCGAUGGUAAAGUAUUAUGUGUGCAUGGUGGAUUAUCCCCAGAAGUUCGAACAUUAGAUCAAAUACGGACGAUACCACGGUCACAAGAAAUCCCACACGAGGGUGCAUUUUGUGAUUUGAUGUGGUCUGACCCCGAAGAGCAUAUUGACACAUGGGCUGUUAGUCCACGUGGAGCUGGCUGGUUAUUUGGAGCCAAAGUUACAAAUGAGUUUAAUUACGUAAAUGGGCUUAUUCUGAUCGCACGUGCACAUCAAUUAGUACAAGAAGGAUACAAAUAUGCCUUUCCGGAUGAUAACCUUGUAACUGUAUGGUCUGCCCCAAAUUACUGCUAUCGCUGCGGAAAUGUCGCCUCGAUUAUGCAGAUUAAUGAGAACCUGAAAGUUGACGAGAGCAGUUUCAAAUUGUUUAAUGCGGUUCCUGAUCAAGAACGUAAUAUUCCGGCGAGAGUUGGUGUUGGACAAUAUUUCUUGUAG
Messenger RNA from Ambispora leptoticha, 930 nucleotides. NCBI's taxonomy places the organism in Eukaryota, Fungi, Glomeromycota, Glomeromycetes, Archaeosporales, Ambisporaceae. The record is from the annotation of a GenBank genome assembly.